Triticum turgidum subsp. durum (durum wheat) is the source of this 885-nucleotide messenger RNA. Lineage: Eukaryota; Viridiplantae; Streptophyta; Magnoliopsida; Poales; Poaceae. The record is from the annotation of a GenBank genome assembly.
AUGCAGUGGGUGGGCCUGAGCUCGCCGCCGGCGGCGCCGACGGUGGUCUGGAUGCGGCGGCGUCCAAGAACAACGAGAUGGCCGCAGAGGAGCUCGUCCGCCGCACGGAGGGCGGUCGUGGCGGCCGCGUCCUCGUCCCCACCGUCAUCCGAUGCCAACUCGAGCUCCAACUCGCCGGGCAGUGACGAGGAGGCGGAGGAGGCCGCGGGGAAGGCGGAGGGUGACAAGACGGCGGCGGCCUUCUUGUUGAGGAGCCAGAAGUACGCUAUGCUCAAGCAGCAGCUCGCCGUAGCCGCCCAACUCGAGGAUUACAAGGAGGCUGCGAGGUUGAGGGACUCGUUGAGGUUGUUCGAGGAAGAGGAGCCCGUCCUCCGCCUCCGCCGCUCGCUGAAAAAGGCGGUCGAGGAGGAGAGGUUUGCGGAUGCUGCCAAGUACAGAGAUGAACUGAUGAUUUUGGCUCCGCACUCCCUCCUCAAAUGUUCUAGUGAUGCUACAACUCUGGGGAUAAGGGUUCAAGUCAGGAGUGUCUAUAUUGAAAGCCGGAGCCAACCCUUAAAGGGGAAGUUCUUUUUUGCCUACAGAAUCAGAAUUACAAAUAAUUCUCAGCGUGCUGUACAGCUUCUCAGACGACACUGGAUUGUCACUGAUGCAAAUGGAAGGACAGAGAAUGUUUGGGGUGUUGGUGUAGUGGGAGAGCAACCUGUGAUAUUCCCAAAGACGGGUUUUGAGUACUCAUCCGCAUGCCCACUAAACACUCCAAAUGGGAGAAUGGAAGGUGAUUUUGAGAUGAAGCACAUUGACAAGGUUGGAUCCUCGACAUUCAAUAUCGCUAUCGCACCAUUCUCUCUGUCAAUCCUCGGGGACGACAACGACGCUCCCCUCUGA